AUUUACCAAAAGUUACUGUUUAUAAACUACAUUCUGACUACGUCAAGACAAUCAAUGUCUGUUUCUUUUUCUUAAUACUUUUCGGGAUCGCUUCACAUUCAUGUAGGAAUCCGUUCCUGCGAACAAAAUUUUUUAGAAUUCCAUGUAACGAUGGCCUUCUCCUUGUACGAAGGCCUUGAUAAUACUUCUAUAGAUGAGAUUAAUGCACAAGCACAUAAAACUGUCGCUAAAUCUAAGGAAGAGGAAUCCAAACAGCUGAACAGAAUCCAGCCUGUACGCAAUGCGUCAGAUGUAAAUCUAAUAAAGGAUGAUAAACCGCCUGUACAAGAACAAAAUCCACUGCAGUUUAUUCCGAAUGUCCGUCGGAGGCGGCCUGUGAAACGGAAUGUACCAAUUCGCCCUGAAGCAACCUCACGAACAUUGACUCGAGUGGGGGAAAACAAUGAAGAAAAAACGAAAACUUCUGAAGGGGAGUACAGGAGUGAUACAACUUCUGGGCAUAGUGUUAAGGAGUUACCAAUUGGUAACGUGGCUGCUUCACUUAAAUCAGAAAAUGAACUUGGUCAUAAAAGUUCAGCAACAAACUUUCCUCUUGAUGUUGAUUACGAUCCCACACAGCCUACAGAAUUGUCACUUUAUUUCAAAUGUGAAGAGGAUGUUCGUUGUGAAGAAGAAUGGCAAGAUUAUCUUGUAAAGCAUCCAGAGAUCAAAGAACUUGAACCCACCGCUUUGCAAAAAGACAGUCAAUAUCUGGGUAUCCGACCACCAGCUAUUCUCUUAGAAAAUGUUCCGAUGAAGGAGUCAGAAUCUCAGUUGCAAAAUGAGAGUAUUUCAUCACAUGUUCCUGAACAGGAUAUGAAUUCUACAAGAAAAGCAAAGAAAGGUUUUGCGAAACGAUUACUGCAAAAAUUUGGAUGGCAACAGGGCCUUGGUUUGGGCGUAAACAAUGACGGUAUCGCUCAGCCUUUGCGACCAAACGCAUUUAAAAAAACAAAAUAAAGAUAGCCCUUUGCCUGUUGGUUUCAUCAAUUAGCGUUUAAUAUGAUAUCUCAAUAAUAUUGUCAUGACUAGCUAAGUUAUCUAAUAAGGAAUCGUAUAUAUGUUUCUAUUCGCGCUUCUUUUGAAAACGAAUUUUGUGUACAGUAGGAUCAAA
Molecule: messenger RNA, 1153 nt
Organism: Schizosaccharomyces japonicus yFS275
Lineage: Eukaryota; Fungi; Ascomycota; Schizosaccharomycetes; Schizosaccharomycetales; Schizosaccharomycetaceae
Product: RNA-binding protein
Exons: 1
Coding region: 151-999 (282 amino acids)
Molecular function (GO): nucleic acid binding
Source: RefSeq, a predicted model, not a curated record